AUGGUGGCUCCUCCAGCCAAUCCGCUCAUAACCUCAAAUCUACUCAGCACGCAAUCCUCGCUGAUUCAGACUCUUUGCUCGUUUCUCACUGUCAGCAUACAUCACCUCCUGUAUCUACGCUCCAUCUACCCACGAGCCUCCUUCCUGAGCACUCGAGCCUACAACUUCCCAGCUCGGCAGAACCGGCAUCCCGCAGUCUGUGGCUGGAUCAACUGUGCAGUUGAUGCCGUCCGAGACCAAUUUGAGAAGAACACAGUCGAAAAGGUCGCUGUCUGCAUCUUCGAUGUGGAAAAAAAUGUGGUGCUGGAGAAAUGGGUAUUUGAUCUAGGAACCUUCCCAGUGAUUGAAAAGGUGGAUCGAGAUACGCCAUUUGAGAAACCAGCAGGGGGAAAUGGUGGUCUCCAAGUCAGCCUUCAGAACCGAAUCAACAUAGCGGACCUAGAAGCACAGUUCCGAGCGGUACUGAGCAGGAUUGCCUCAGCAAGCGUCAGACUACAUCCUCUACCUAAGAAUGCUGAGUGUAGCUUUACGGUUAGCAUUGAGAUCCGUGACGAUGCAGAUAGACCUGUGGGAAGGCUUGAAAAAGAGGAACGAAAGUGGAUUGCUGCUGAGCCGGAACCGUGGAACCCUUCAGAAAAUCAGCACGCACAAUCACAGGGAGAUUCAGAAGCGGGAAGCAGGGUGCAGUCAGGCUUGGAUGCUCUUGCGGAACGUGGUAAGACGGUCCCUAUCAGAAGACUUGAAGCAGGUGAGUUAAGGAUGGAAGUCUGGGUUGAAGAGUCAAAGGCAAAGUUCGCUCGAGGAAGCACCACAUCCACACAAUCUUAG
Molecule: messenger RNA, 828 nt
Organism: Endocarpon pusillum Z07020
Lineage: Eukaryota; Fungi; Ascomycota; Eurotiomycetes; Verrucariales; Verrucariaceae
Exons: 1
Coding region: 1-828 (275 amino acids)
Cellular component (GO): zeta DNA polymerase complex
Source: RefSeq, a predicted model, not a curated record